Molecule: messenger RNA, 3910 nt
Organism: Heterocephalus glaber (naked mole-rat)
Lineage: Eukaryota; Metazoa; Chordata; Mammalia; Rodentia; Bathyergidae
Gene: Slc26a1
Product: solute carrier family 26 member 1
Biological process (GO): transmembrane transport
Cellular component (GO): membrane
Source: RefSeq, a predicted model, not a curated record
GCUCCAGAUGGGGCUGAAGGUCUGAACUGCCACUUUUAAAACCACACCUUGCCCUUGGCAUCUUUCAUACAGCCCCUACCCUAAGCGUCUCCAGUGCUGGUUUAACUCAUUCGAAGGAUCACCUACAUUGAGCUCGGCCAGUGCUGUUCGUCCUAUCCUACUGGCAAGGGCAGAGGUACAUGGGGCCCAGGUGCUUGGCUAGUUAGUGGUCCACCCUGGGGCUGGGCUGGAACCCAGGACAGCUGCACAGGGGCAUGUGUGGGUGUGCACACUGGCUGCCUCGUGCCCACCUUCGAGGACAUGGAACAGCCUCUGGGGACAAGGCUGCCUGGGGCCUGCUGGCUCUGAUCCCACCACCGCCGCCGGCUUGGUGUGGGGGCACCUGUGCACUUAGCCUUGAAGCCUGGAGCUGAAGGGGGCCGGGGUGUACCCUGCUCCACCCCUCCUCUCCUGCCCAUCUCUCCUGCAGCCAGAGCCCCACUCCUGGUAGUCCAGGAGCUUAUCAGAGGCCCCUACAAUUAUAAUUAUUUGUGAGCCUCUGAUUACAGUACAACUUGCAGGAUUAGCCAGUCGGAUUAGCCGCUCAGGUAAUAGCCAGGCAUCAGGGGGAAACCCAUGACUCAGCAGUCCUUGGAGUAAAUAAUUGAACUGACAGCCUGGCACAUACAGAGCUAGCUCCAGGAGGUCAGCAGCAGACCCGUGCCGUCUCCACUCUCCCACCCCUAACAGAAGCAGAGGGCUCAGAGGUCCACCCGGCGGGCGGCCCAGGCCCUUGAUAUCCACAGUCCCAAGCCUGGGAGGGCCCCAGGUUGGCGUGGGGCUUGGCACUACAGAAUGGAAUCAUCCCCUGAGGCCCCACAGCAGGGUAAGGGGUUGGUGCUGGUCCGCCGGCAGCCACCCAAACCCCGAGGCCGGAUGGAGACGCUGAAGGCCAGGCUGCAGCAGAGCUGUAGGUGCAGCGUGCCACGGGCAUGGGGGCUGGUGCAGGACCUGAUCCCCGCCACACGCUGGUUGCGUCAGUACCGCCCCCAGGAGUACCUGGCAGGUGACAUCAUGUCUGGGCUGGUCAUUGGCAUCAUCCUGGUGCCACAAGCCAUUGCCUACUCCCUGCUGGCCGGGCUGCAGCCCAUCUACAGCCUCUACACGUCGUUCUUUGCCAACCUCAUCUACUUUCUCCUGGGCACCUCGCACCACGUAUCUGUAGGCAUCUUUAGCUUGCUGUGCCUCAUGGUGGGGCAGGUGGUGGACCGCGAGCUCCAGCUGGCUGGCUUUGACCCGUCCCGGGAUGGCAACAGCAGCACCGUGAACAGCUCGGUGGCCAUGUUGGAGCCUGGUCUGCAGGACUGCGGGCGGGAUUGCUACGCCAUCCGUGUGGCCACUGCCCUCACGCUGAUGACAGGGAUUUACCAGGUCCUCAUGGGCAUUUUCCGGCUGGGCUUCAUGUCCACCUACCUCUCGCAGCCACUGCUGGACGGCUUUGCUAUGGGGGCCUCGGUGACCAUCCUGACCUCGCAGCUCAGGCACCUGCUGGGGGUGCGGGUCCCCCAGCACCAGGGGCUCAGCAUGGUAGUCCGAACAUGGUUGAGCCUGCUGCGAGGCCUGGGGCAGGCCAACGUGUGCGAUGUGGUCACCAGUGCUGUGUGCCUAUCGGUGCUGCUGGCGGCCAGGGAGCUCUCGGACCGCUGCCGGCACCGCAUGAAGGUGCCACUGCCCACAGAGCUGCUGGUCAUCGUGGUGGCCACUCUUGUGUCCCACUUUGGGCAGCUCCACAGCCGCUUUGGCUCAAGCGUGGCCGGCCACAUCCCCACGGGCUUUGUGCCCCCACAGGCACCAGACCUCGAGCUGAUGUGGCGCGUGGCACUGGACGCUGUGUCCCUGGCCCUGGUAGGCUCAGCCUUCUCCAUCUCGCUGGCCGAGAUGUUUGCCCGCAGCCACAGCUACUCUGUCCGUGCCAAUCAGGAGUUGCUGGCUGUGGGCUGCUGCAACGUGCUGCCCGCCUUCUUCCACUGCUUUGUCACCAGCGCUGCCCUUUCUAAGACUCUGGUGAAGACAGCCACUGGCUGCCGGACGCAGGUGUCCAGUGUGGUCAGCGCAGCUGUGGUGUUGCUGGUGCUGCUGGCACUGGCACCACUAUUCCGGGACCUGCAGAGGUGCGUGCUGGCGUGUGUCAUUGUGGCCAGCCUUCGGGGUGCCUUGCGCAAGGUCAGGGACCUGCCGCAGCUGUGGCGGCUGAGCCCGGCUGAUGCGCUGGUCUGGGCAGCCACUGCAGCCACCUGUGUGCUUCUCAGUGUCGAGGCCGGGCUGCUGGCCGGGCUGCUGCUCUCGCUGCUCAGCCUGGUAGGGCGCACACAGCGCCCACGGGCUGCCCUGCUCGCCCGCAUUGGGGACUCGGCCUUUUACGAGGAUGCAGCAGAGUUCGAGGGCCUGGUGCCCCCAGCCGGCGUGCGGGUAUUCCGCUUCUCUGGACCUCUCUGCUAUGCCAACAAAGCCUUCUUCCUGCAGUCACUCUACAGCCUCACGGGGCUGGAUGCAGGGCGCUUGGCUGCCAGGAGGAAGGGGCAGGGCUCGGAGCUGGAGGCCGGUGAGGGGGAUCGCAUGGAGGGCAGAGAUCCUGGGAGCAGCCAAGCUAGGCUGGUGCCCAUGGUGGCUGGGUUCCACUCGGUGGUCAUUGACUGCGCCUCCCUGCUCUUCUUGGACAUGGCCGGCAUGGCCGUGCUGCAGGACCUGCGCCGAGACUACAGGGCUCUGGGUGUCAGCCUGCUCCUGGCCUGUUGCAGCCCCUCAGUGAGAGACACCCUUCACAGAGGAGGAUUCCUGGGGGAGGAGCAGGAAGCCGAGAACAAGCAGCUGUUCCCCAGUGUGCACAGUGCUGUAGAGGCUGCGCAGGCCCACUAUGGGCAGCUGGUGGCCACCGACUCUGCCCUGUAGCAGUGCUACGGCCUGAACUCUGGGAGCCUGAGGCAGACCGCUGAGGGUCACCAUCACCAAGCUCCUGGGGUGACACCAGGGCCUGAGUCAUGCCACAGAUGCACCCUGGCCCUGGGGAGCCAGGGAACCCCAACUGGGAAUGGGGAGGGCGGCACCAGAACACACAUGAGGACCUGGUGCUCAGUGACCUGGAACUCUGCCUCUGGGACCAGCCAUGCCUUCCUGGGGCCAGUGCCCACACCGUGCCUUGACCUGAGCUUGGAAGGGCCAGGUCCUGGUGGACACCAUUAUUAGAACAGAAUCCUGCAAGUGUGGAGAGAGACACCCUGUCCCACAGCCCGCCCAGCUCCUGCCCCACCUGGAAGGGCCUGGGACAGCGCGUGAGUGUCUGUCUCUAGAGCCACCCACACCCAAGUGCCCCUCACACCUGGUGCUCGGCCCUGCAGGCCAGGCGCUGGCUCCAAGGCAGUGGGUCCGGCACCAGGGCUGAAGGUCACGCGGCCAGCACAACCUCAGCCGGGGCUUGGCAUUCCUCGUGCACAGCUAGACCAGCAACCACAUAGCGCACACGAAGCCAGGGCAGUGGACACCAGUCUGACCCUGGCUCUCCAAGGGGACCUCCAGGAAGACGUCAAGGGCUGUCCUCAGCACGCCAGCCAGGACGUCCCCCAACCCCUUCAGGGUGCUCCGACAUGAAGUGAGCCCCCCCCCCCCGCACCGGCCUCCACCGCCAGCCCCACCCAGCAUCACCCACCUGGCUGUGACGAGGUCCAGAAGCCAGUGUGUCCGCACCUGCUCAAUGCCGCCAUGAGGGACAGCACCCACGUAGGCGAGGUUGAGCUGCUGAUCCCAGCUGAGGACGAACUGGUCGGCCUGGUUGUGCGGCAGCGGGGGGCUGGGGACAGACAGGGUGCCCUGCGUUGGUGCCGACCAGGGCCCGAAGAGGGGUACCAGUGAACAAUAAACUGCCACAGGGCAGGAA